UUAGAAAUGCGGUCACGAGGUACUCUGCCAAAUAUUGGUUCAGUUAAUGUUUAACUGCAGUGUUGUGAAGUGCUACAAAGUGUUACAGGAAUAAGAUGGAGCUAGACGUUCAUCUGAAGAGAGAAGGCGACGAAUCCUGGGGCUUCCGCCUCGUUGGGGGCAAAGACUCCAAGAUGCCCCUCACGGUGGUCAAGGUGGCACCAGAUUCGCCGGCGUCGCGCGCGGGCCUCCAAAAUGGCGACGUACUGUGUCACGUGACCGGCACAGACGCUUCUGAAAUGUCGCACGACAGCGCGAAGCAGUUCGUGGCUGAAGCAAGGGACACUUUGGAGCUUGGUGUUAAGCGUGGUCUCUACGACCCGGUCCUGGACGACUACGAGCCAAUUUACGAGACCAUAGACCAGGAAGAUUUCGACCAACCAUCGCAGCCGACUGAGGUAGACCCCUUUAAAAUACAGCAGUUCCUGGACCCCAAACAACCUUCCCGGGAGGCCUCAGAACUAAAAGAUAUCGAGCCUGGACUCACCCCUCUAAGCAAUGGCCUAGAUCUAGACCAAUCCAGAUCUUUGACUGCAUCACCCUUUGUUUUAUCAACGAAACCCUACAGACCCUUUUCCACUGAACCCCUACUAAUUCCUCCUCUAGAAGACCCUAUUAUAUUGAACCCUAAUUAUAAAGACCAAUUCGGUAAGCUUGACGACGAUGAUGAUGAGUUUAGAGGUCUACCUGAAACGAAGUUUAAGCUUCCCAUUUCGGAGCAGUAUGACCCUGAUGGCAUUAAGAAGAAGAAGGAAAGAGCCAGCAGUGAGGCGAGUAAGGUGAAGUUUGCUGAAGUCAACUUAAAAGAAGACGUGACAGUAUCAGAGAGCAAAUUUUCUAAAGAUCUGAAGCAGAAAACGGCGUUAGAAGAGAAGAAGUAUAUGGAAAAAAUGAAGAAGGAGAUUGAUUUGGAUAAAAUUGAAAUGACAGCUGUCAAUUUGGUCAACGAAAGUAUUGAACGAGCUGUGUCUGUUACGGACGAGAUUAAGAAGGAAAUAGACGUUGAACUGCACGAAUCUUCUAUAACUUCAUCCAAAAUUGAACAGUCAUCGUCUGUCAAAGAAUCUUCUAAAGCUUCCAUAGAAAUGACCGCAUCGGAAUCUUCUCAAGUAACUAAAUCGGUUAAAAAAUCCAGCAAAGAAGCCAGUGAACUUGUUGAGUUAAUUGACCAAACCACAGACGAAAUCAUUUCGUAUAACGGAAGCAAAUCCGAAUUGAAAGUUAGUGAAGAAGUUAAAAAGAUUGAGAAUUUAGACAAGAAGGAACAGGUUGUGGAUGAAAGAAGACUAUCUACUAAGCAGGAGAUUGAAGAAAUUAUUGAAUCUGGCAGUGUGAGAAGGAAAUCUGAGGUAUUCGAUAAGAAAGUGGAUGUCAAAUCUGUGGAGACAUCACAAAAGAAAGAACAAACCAAAAUCGUCGCAGAACCCAAAGUUGUACAAAAGAAAGUUGAAAUAAACCAGACUGCUCAAAAAACCGAACAACCCAAAAUCACUCAAGCACAAGUCUCUAUGUCAGAUGCUAAAGACGUGCAAAAGAAAGCUGUCAAAGCUGAAUCAAUUAAUCAAAGCGCUCAAAAAACAUCAGCUAUCAAAAAAGAAGCUAUAACUUCACAAAAAUCUGCACAGCAAUCUUUUGAUACUAAAACAUCAACUGCUAAACGUCUUGCAGGACAACGAGCGUAUGCGAUUGGGUUACAAACUAUACCCAAUAUUAAAGGAACAAUCACUUCGUCUUAUCAUUACAAUUUACUACUAAAAACGUUCUUCAUUCAUCUCACUGACGUCAUGGUAGCUCUUUCUAGGUUUAUUCUAUCAGAACCCGUGUUUAAUAAGGUAGAAGAAUCCCAAGAAGUAACUGAAUCGGACGUAGUUACAGAGAAAUCAGUCUCUGAAUAUAAGAAAGAAUAUGUAAAUGAAGAAGUAACGAUUAACGAUAGAAAAGAAGAAAAAAUAAUGCAAACAGCUGUUAGUGAGGCGAAACAAGAGGUGAUGAAGCAUGAAAAAGGAGAAAAAGUUAUGGCUUUUGAAGAAAGAGUGGAAAAACAAGCAGCCAUCAAAAGCACUGUAGCUAAAGAAACAGCUCAGGUGGCGCUUGUAGAAGAAAGAAGUUAUGCUGAAGAUAUCCAAGCCAAUCUAGAAGUAGAAGAAAUAAUUACGAAGCAAAAGCUAUCUGGAGCCCAAAUGGCACAAGUACAAGAGAGAAAAUCCGCUGAGUUGGCCCAAAAAAUGGAUGCAGUCAUAUCCGAGUUCCAAACGAAGGCUGGGAUAGAAGAAACCGAGAUAACAAAAGAUAGGAGAUCAAGAAGCAGAAGUAGGGUAGUAGAAGAAAUUGCUAAGGAAAGCGAUCCUCUAGAAUGGCUCUCAAAAGUCGACCAACAGCAUACUAAAGAGAUAACAGAACUGAAAUCAGAGUCAAAAUCAUUCAGUUCUACUACUGAAUCGGUUGAGAAGAAACGAGUAGAAUCGACGCAUGAAAGGCGAGAGAAGUCAACCAAAUCUAAAGAAGGAAAGCAAAUGUACGUUGCUAUUGUCGAAUCUCAUAUAUUUACGAACAAAGACGCCAUAUUUGAAGAGCAAGCAGCCGAUUUCUCAGAGACAUCUUCAGUGCAAAGCGUAGACGAAAUUAAUAUAGCUUUACAAGCUAGUGAAUCAUUGGCUACAGAGAAAGUCGCUUUGGAUAGUAAAGAAAUGAAACAAGAAGUCGCCGAGUCUAUCGUAGCGCAAUCUCAAGAAUUAAGUGUUGCAAGCGCUCAAACUCAACUAGUCCAAAUGUCUGAAGAAGUGGUCGAAUCAAAGGCAAUUGUAGAAGAAGCGAAAGCAAUUGAAAUAAAGGAAGAAGUCCAAAAAGUAGAAGUGAAGGAAGAAAAAGCUUUAGAAAUGAGAGAAGAAAUCCAACAAGUCAAAGAAGAAACGCAUAAUAUCAUGUCUGUUAGCGAGAAAACUGAGGUUGAUAUUUCUCAAAGACACGAGUCUGUGGAAAUCCAAGAAAUUAAACAGGAAGAAAUCGCUGUGAGCAAUAUAGAAGAAUCGAGUGCAGUUGAAAUGGCAAUUGUGGAAGAAGUAUCUGAAGUACAAACUAAAGAAAUUGAAGUGGCCCCGAUCAUAGAAGAGACUGUGGAAAUCAAACUACCUCUGCCAGCAAAACCCGAACCUACAUUGCAAGAAGAGGCUGCUGCAUUGAAAAUCGUCAAAGAAGAAAUAAUAGAGAGAGAACAAGUGCUAAAACUAGCGGAAGAAUCAGAGCUAAAUAUAAGCAAGCACACUGAAAUAUCGGAAACUGCCAGCCAGUACUCAGAAGUACACAAAAGCAAGAUGGCGAGUUACGAAUCGUCAGAAAUGGUUCAGGAAUCGUCAUUUACUGCUUCAUUAAUAGACCAGAAGUCUCAGUCAACAGAAGUAAUCCAAGAAUCAUCAUUCACUGCUUCGUUGGCAGACCAAAAGUCUCAACUAACCCUUGACUUAUCCAACGAACGGAAAAUCAAAACAACAUCAUCAGAGUCAAGUAUACCAAGUAUUAUAAAUACUCCCACGCCCUCAACCGUCCCACCCACUCCUUUAACCGACGAAUACGUAUUUAAACUUCAGAUCCCCCUUCCCAAAAACGUAGGAGACCCGAUUCCUAGAGACUGCACUCCUACCCCUGAAGAUGAAGACCCUAAUAUCGUGAAAAAGAAACUGAUUCCAUAUAUUGAUACGACAUUGGAGUCUCCUGUAAUUUACGAUCCCCCUCUGCCUAGUCCCCCGUUUAGUAAGCCCCAAUCUCCAGUAUAUACUAAGCCAGGGUUGAGGGGUGGAGCGGACCGACGACAGUAUAGAAAGGAGGAAAUUCUCGAAAUCGAACGAAAAUCAUCCCUCCUCGCUUCUGCCAUCGACGAAACAAUCAAAAGCAUAGAAGAAUACAAAGAAGAAGUAGGCAUUGAAACUAAAAAGGAGAUCACAGUCACAGAAGAUACCAAAAAAGAACAUACUAGCAAAAAAUCUUUUGAAGAACAUGUAUCUACAACAGAAGUAAUUAAGUCUACGAGUGACCAACCAAUAAUAUACAACGGCUAUGCCAAAGUAGAGACAAAAGUAUACAAUAAUGCUAAUAGCAAAAUAGAUGAGGAAUGGAAGAAAAUUGAUGAGCAAGUCAAGGAAAGCAACGAAAAUUUAGUUCAACUAACAAAUGGUUUUACUGAGGGAACUCUAUCCAAUGGAGUUGAUGCUGCAUCUAAUGGUUUGACUGAAGAAACUUUAUCCAAUGGAGUUGAAGCUACAUCAAAUGGUCUGACUGAAGAAACUGUUGCCAAUGGCGUUGAAUCUAAGACAGAAACUAAGGUAGAAAACAGAACACUAAAAGCUACAGAACUGAAUUCUUUAGAAGCUAAACAGGAUCUGAUUCAAUCAGAAAAUACAGCAGAAAUAUCACUUACAAAUUCAGUUAAAGAAACAAUGGAAGAUACGGCUAUUGUAAGUGAUACUACAGCUCGCAAAUCAUCAGUAGAUGUUGCGAAAUUUGACAUAAAGCCUGCAGAGGAAGUAGUUACAAAUGGAGGGAACCCAGGGGAUGUGUCAGCUGCAUUUGUAAUAGAACAGAAGAGAGAUCCGAUGGAGGGAUACAGACCGGUGCAGUUCAAUCCAGAAGAACUGAUCGCAGCUAAGAAAGGGCUGCAGAGCAUCCACUUAAGUGUCCAGGAGCCCACCUUCCAUAGGGCGCAGUCUCCAAGCUACGUGUCCAGCUCGGGUGAACCGCUUGGCACCCACCAGGGCAUUGUGGACAGCCUUGAGGAGGCUACAGUGGAUGAAGAGGUCGCUAAGGAAUUAGGCAAGCCUGGCAUGACAGAACAGAAGAUCGCAGAGUUGAUUUCUGGUGAAUCUGAAAUGUUAAGAGAGGCGCACGUUAUGGGGCUCUCUCGCGUGCUGAAAUCACACAUGCACCGGGCUGACGAUUCCAGCGUGGACUUCAAGAAGAUCAAACCCAUCAUCGAGUCGCUGAAAGACUCGGAAGUCCUCAAGGCAUUAAACGAUGAGCUGAUCAGGACGGCAGAAGAAAAGAAGAAAGAAGAAGAGAAGAAAUGGACGACGUUCCUGCAAAAGCCGAAGCGGCCAGUCCCGAAGGCGAAGUUUGGAUAUUUCGGAUACAUUCAGGAGGAAGAAAAGAUUGAGACGCCGUACAAAGUGAAAAUAGUGAAACAGCCGAAGCCAAAAGUAGCCCCCGAUUACAAACCCGAGAAUUUCGAGACCGGUCCUCUACCCUGGGAGGAGCGAGCCCUCAACGAGCCUCCUCCACCACCAGUAGAGCCAGAGGACCCAAUACUGGUCCCUGAGGAGGUGCCCGAGUUCUUGGAAGCUGUUGACCCUCUGCCAGAAAGUGAAGUGCCAGAUCUUGAGGAGACAGGUAUACCCCUGCCCCCUCCGAAGCCCGAAGAAGAAUCUGUUCCUUCUCCAGUCCCUCUAGAAGAACCAGAAGACACAGAAGAGCCUGUGGAGUUGGACGUGGAAGCAGUGGUUGAGGAGACGAACCAGAUCGUGGAAGAUAUGGAGAAGAAUCGUUUAGCUGAGCAGCUGUUGAUGGGAGUGCAGAAUAUGGUCGAUCCGAACGCGAGCGUGGAGCAGCAGUUGGCCCAGAUGCGCGCGCAGAUGGCAGCACUAGCACAGCUGCCCGGCGUCAUCCAGCAGACCCUCGACCUGGUGACGCGUCAGCUCAGCCAGCUCACCCAACAGGAGACACAAAUAACUGCUGUGUCCGAAUCGCAGAUGCAUUCUGAGAUGCAGUCGGAAUCCCUCGAAUCUGUUGAAGUAACCGAAAACAAUUGUGAAACUGUGCAAGAAGAAUCCAACAUAAUUAAAAAAGAAAUAAACCAAAACGGCGAACAAAACGGUACGACAAUCGAGGAGGUGGUAGAAGAAACGAAACCCAGUCUCACGCAAGAAGAAAUGGAGAAGUUGAGAAAAGAAGAAGAAGAAAUGCUGGAGGAACAGAGAAGAGUUGAGAAGCAGAAGAAGGAGUUGAUGGAGCAAAUGAGGCUUGAACAAGAGUCUCGGCAAGUGAAGCAGCGUCCGACCCCACGCGUGGGCAAGCCGAAGCCCGUGUUUGGGAACCCAGAGCCUCAAGCCAGGCCUUUGGUCCUUCCUGGAGGAAGGAGGUGGAGGAAACCUGCUGAUGCGUACAACGAGGCAUUCAUUGCUGAGACGUUGAGCGCGCAGGCUGAGAUGAUUCAAGGAAAAACUAAAGGGAUCAACUUCAUGAAAUACGAAAAGCCUCCCGUGUCCCUCGACCACCUUCAACACUCUGACGUGUACAAGCUCAUCCACAAUAUGGAGCAGGAGCCGCCGAAGCGAGUAGAGAUGCGCACACCCGUCAUCGCCGAGGCUGAUUAUAGAGAGAAAUGCCGUUCGGUGACUCCAUGUGGACUGGCCAUACUCUGAGCACCCCACAACCCACAACACCAAGUUUCGUUUCAUCAUAAUAAACAUUCAUGUUUAAAAAAAUACUUGCUUAAAACCACUAAGAUCUUCGUCUGAAGUCGAUUAAACAGUCACUGUUUUCUUGACGAGCUAAAAUUGUUUUAGAGCAUCAAACAUUUUUAAAAUAAUAUCUCUUUUUUUGGUUCUGAAAAAUGCCAAAAAAUGGUCUGAAAAAAUACUUGGAUUCCUGACGAAGUUAUUGUGUACCUACACAGUCGUCGAUUUUAACGAUUCUCACUGAAUUUUACCAAAAUCAAGCGACUUUUAAGCAUACCUACUGAAACUGAUUUUUAGACACUAAGGUCUGAAAUUCUCAGAAAUUACAUUUUUAGUUGUGAAUAACUUUCAAUUGGUUGUAUUUUCCAUCAAUUAAGCCCAUUAUUGUUGUAUUGUAUGCCUGUGUUUUUCUACAUUGUACUCAUUUGUUUCGUUAAAUAAAGAACCCAAACUGUCAA
Messenger RNA from Ostrinia furnacalis (Asian corn borer), 6940 nucleotides. Its product is annotated as titin. Gene Ontology annotation, cellular component: adherens junction; stress fiber; filamentous actin. The transcript has 17 exons. Gene Ontology annotation, molecular function: actin binding; muscle alpha-actinin binding. Bases 96 to 6446 code for a protein of 2116 amino acids. The record is from RefSeq and is a predicted model, not a curated record. Lineage: Eukaryota; Metazoa; Arthropoda; Insecta; Lepidoptera; Crambidae. Gene Ontology annotation, biological process: actin cytoskeleton organization; muscle structure development.